Nilaparvata lugens (brown planthopper) is the source of this 2527-nucleotide messenger RNA. RefSeq names its product TAR DNA-binding protein 43. Gene Ontology annotation, cellular component: nucleoplasm. The record is from RefSeq and is a predicted model, not a curated record. Gene Ontology annotation, molecular function: RNA binding. Lineage: Eukaryota; Metazoa; Arthropoda; Insecta; Hemiptera; Delphacidae. Gene Ontology annotation, biological process: regulation of gene expression.
UUGCAAAAAUAGUAGGCUAGUGCGUUGUGUACGGUAAAUGAAAUUUAUCUGUCAAGUUGCCUUGUAAGUUUAUUUGAUUCAGGAACCUUCUCAGCCAACCUCACCGGUCGUUAGCUCAGUAGGCUAUCAAAAUUACAAAAAUGAGCUAUAUUCAGGUUGCUGAAGAUGAUGGAGAAGAACCAAUCGAAUUGCCUUCAGAAGAUGAUGGAACACUGCUCCUUUCAACAAUAUCAGCUCAGUUUCCAGGAACAUGCGGGUUAAAAUACAGAAACCCGGAGUCUCGAGCAAUGCGGGGAGUACGUUUAGUAGAAGGCAGAUUGCAUCCUCCCGACAACGGUUGGGGAAAUAAUGUUUACUAUUGCGUUUUUCCAAAAGAGAACAAAAGAAAAUCCGAUGACCAUCUUGAGAACUCGACUGCUAAGACAAAACGUAUGGAAACCAAAAUGAAAUGUACUGAUUUGAUUAUUCUUGGUUUGCCAUGGAAGACUACAGAGCAACAACUGCGGGAAUACUUUGAAUCUUUCGGCGAAGUUCUAAUGGCCCAGGUGAAGAAAGACCCGAAGACAGGACAGUCGAAGGGGUUCGGCUUCAUCAGGUUUGCCAACCACGAGACGCAAAUCAGGGUGAUGGCUCAGAGGCACAUGAUCGAUGGACGCUGGUGUGACGUCAAAGUACCAAACUCUAAGGAGGGGUUCAUGCACCAGGUGCCAUGCAAGGUGUUUGUCGGCCGGUGCACGGAGGACAUCACGGCCGACGACUUACGUGAGUAUUUCACCAAGUACGGAGAGGUGACCGACGUGUUCAUUCCGAAGCCAUUCCGUGCUUUUGCAUUUGUCACGUUCCUAGAUCCGGACAUAGCGCAGGCGCUGUGCGGCGAGGACCACAUCAUCAAGGGGGUCUCGGUGCAUGUGUCUGAGGCGGCGCCCAAGAGUGACUUUGUGGGCCGCUCCUACGGGCCGGGGGGUAUGGGGGGCCAGCGCCAGGGGGGCAUGGGUCGCGACCAGAAGAACUUCGGCGGCCAGUAUGGCGGUGGGACUGGGGGCGGUCACAUGUACCACCCCCAGCAGCACCAGGGGGGCGGCAACAUGGGGGGAGGCCAUGGGGGGUGGAAUCAACCUCCGGGCAACCGGGGAAACCUGGACAUGCCUAACCUCCAAGCCCUGGGCAUCACAGGGCAGGCCGGGGCGGGAGGUCAGGGUGGGGGCCAAAACAUGGCCUCCCCCAUGGGAAUGGGCACUUUGAAUCUGUCGGCCCUCCCUAUGAACCCAGCCCUGGUGGCUGCCGCUCUCAACCAGGCCGGAUGGGGGCUGAUCGGCAACCUGCAAGGGGCACAAGGUGGAGGCGGGGGCGCGGGUGACGCCCCCCAGUUUGCCAACUCGGGCCCCGGUGGCCCCGCCUUUGGGGGCGGUCCUCAACAGGGUGGUGGUCCCCAGGGGGCGGCGGGCGCGGCUGGAGGGGGGUUUCUAAGCUGGAUGAACCAGGGGGGCGGUGGUGGUGGCGGCAAUGAGCCGCCUCAGGGGGCGGGGGGCGCUCAGGGCACCAAUGGCCCCCAGCAGCAGGCCUCCUGGCCCCAGCGCAAAGAGCAGCCUGGCAACUUUCUCAAAUAUGAUUGAUUCUUACUGUGUAAUGUUAAUUGGGUGUAGUGUGUUGUGAAUUAUUAAUAUUAUUAGUUGUAGUAUGCUGUAGAAUGUCAGUGUGAUGGGUGAUCCUAUAUAUCAUCAGUAUAUAAUAUAUAGUAAGAUUACCAACAUAAUAUAUAUGCUGUAGAAUGUGAGUGUGAUGGGUAAUCCUAUAUUAUAUAUCCUGCAAACAUUGAUAUGUAUAGUUGGAUGACCAACAUCUUUUGAGACCAUACGCUGCGUUCAGACUUGAGCUCCAUUAACACGCGCAUUUUGCUUAUCAUCAGCUGAUUAUAUCUGUAUCUUACUGUAACCAGCUGAUGAGAAGCGAAAUUCGCGUGUUCGUGGUGCUCAAGUCUGUAUGCACCUCUUCAUACAUGGUGGCCUAAACGCCAAUAUUCAUCAAACAGAUUAUGCUACAUAACUUGAUGGGUGGUGACUUUUGAGCCACUCUGUAUACCAGCGUAACCUACUUUAUGAAGUCUAUUUCCAAAUUUGGGGAAGAACAAUUUCGCAAUAUGCCUAUUAAUAUUUUCCCAAUCAAUUCUAUGGUUUGAGUACUAUCAGAUAGGUAAAUAAAUAAUAUAUCUUUCAAAAGUUUGCCAUUGAUAUAUUUUAAUAGAUUAUAUUGAUGUCAUAGUUUUAUACAUGUGUUUAGAUUGCACAGAUGUAUGGUUUAGAAUGCUAGUAUCUGUGUUUUAUAGUGUGAUGGUUAUAGCUAUAUUAUAAUCCUUGAUCUAUAUCUAGUAGGAUAAAUAAGAAGUUGCCUUUAAAUAUUUUGAUACAUUUGAUGUGAAGUUUUAGUAUCUAUAAUAGAUUGAUCUAUAUAAUUCAUAUCAAUGGCGGUACAUAACCGCCCGAUAAGAAGGUAUAACAAGAUUUAAGCUUUGUAUUGCAGCCAAUCGUAU